This is a messenger RNA of Lentinula edodes (shiitake mushroom), 1038 nucleotides long. RefSeq lists its product as uncharacterized. The record is from RefSeq and is a predicted model, not a curated record. Lineage: Eukaryota; Fungi; Basidiomycota; Agaricomycetes; Agaricales; Omphalotaceae. The coding region runs from base 1 to 1038 and encodes 345 amino acids. The transcript is spliced from 5 exons.
AUGACUUUCUCCUCCACCUUGCUGUAUAUCAACCUCGCGGCAUCUUUACUCCUCGCCGUUGGUGCAAUACCCUACGACAGAUCCAAGCUAGGUAUCUCUCAUACUACUCUGACGCUUGGCACUAGAGACCCCGCGGCUGCGGCGCAAGCAUUCCAGCGCAGCUCUUCAGAGGUACCAGCCGGGGAAAACUCCCUAGUAGAAAAAAGGAAGACUGCCGAACAAGAAUUCCCAAACAAAUGGUUUGGUCAACUCCGUUGUGUUGGAUACGGGAAGAACGAGGAAACCUUCAAGAGAACCGAUUUAACAACUCAAAUCGUAGACCGCAAACUCCUCUCCAAAUCCGGGAAAUUCAACCAAGGUGUCUUCACCCUACCUAAUCACCUGGAUCGUGUCGUGAAGCUAGUCAAACUUACUGGAAUCAGCCCGUGGCUUGAAAGUCCUUCAUGCGAAGUGGAAUCGCUCAAAGCGUACGGACAAAGCGUGACGAGUGGGUUCGCGAUGUUGCCACUGUCAGAAGGGGACGCACAGGUCGGGGUGAUCAUCAUGAAGAAAGUAGAUGGUACAACCUUCUUGAAUACUGAACAAUGGAAAAGCGUUGUGUUGACGAAAAAGCAAAAGCUGAAUGCCCUUGAUACGCUGAAGAGAGAACUUGAGGAGGUGGUUUAUAGUUCUAUACGUGAAGGAAAGCCUCUUUAUUCCGACUUCCAGGUAGAGAACGUCCUCAUCGAUGCGAAAAACAAACCACACCUCGUCGAUUUUGGCUUUCCGGGAGUUUGGCCGGUGAAGAAGGUCCCAACGAGAGAUGUUUUUAACGAAUGGUUCGAAAGACGGUGGUAUUUAUUAUGGGGGUGCUUGUAUACAAGAUUAGGGGGCAAUAUACCUAUUACUAGUUCGAAGCCGGUGGAGGGUGUAGUAAGAGGAGGAGGAACCAAGGUAUCUUUAGAUCACCAGUCAAACACAGGGAAGGUUGAAGCUCCAAAGAGCUGGAGCAAACUCUUAUUGGACAAACUCGGUAUCAAUGGGAUGUUCUUCUGCUAG